Colletotrichum phormii is the source of this 1605-nucleotide messenger RNA. RefSeq lists its product as uncharacterized. The transcript has 4 exons. Bases 1 to 1605 code for a protein of 534 amino acids. The record is from RefSeq and is a predicted model, not a curated record. NCBI's taxonomy places the organism in Eukaryota, Fungi, Ascomycota, Sordariomycetes, Glomerellales, Glomerellaceae.
AUGCAGAUCCAAAAGCUCAUUGCAGCCCUCGCGGGCAUGGCCGUCGUCGCCGAGGCCUCUGUAGCCUUCCUCGAUGCCUCGCCUCUGAGCGCCGCCCUCGCCAAGCGUCAACAACGUGGUGGUAACCGUGGUGGACAGGGCGGAAACCAGGGUGGAAACGGAAACCAGGGUGGAAACGCAAACCAGGGUGGAAAUGCCAACCAGGGUGGAAAUGCCAACGCUGGUAACAACGGAGCUCUGUGUUUGCAAGCGAACGCGGUGCAAAAGGGUUCGCAGCAGGCCGGACAGCCCAGCGCGCAACAAGCCAACUCGAAAACCGACAAUGCCAACUUCAUCAACGUUUGCUCCGGUUCUACCCUCACCGAUGGUGAGCAAAAGACUGGCGGUUCUUGCAACGGUGUCCCCAUGGGCAAUAUCCCCGCCCAGACCAACAUGGUCUCUACCGUCAUCAACAACCCCCCUCACAACGGCAACAUCCAGGCCAACCAGGACUUCGAUGUCGAGCUCAAGGUCAACAACCUGCAAGCCGGCUCCUUCACUGACGCUCAGUCCACCUACUACUCUGCUCCCCAGGAUCUCAGCGGCGCCGGUACCGUUAUUGGUCACGUUCACGUCACUGUUCAGGACAUGGGUAACUCUCUGACGCCCGCCACUCCCCUGGAUGCUUCCAAGUUCGUCUUCUUCAAGGGUAUCAACGAUGCCGGCGAUGGCAACGGCAACUUGAAGGCCACCGUCACUGGAGGUCUCCCAGCCGGAAACUACCGUGUCUGCACCAUGUCCAGUGCUUCCAACCAUCAGCCCGUUCUGAUGCCCGUUGCCCAGCGUGGUGCCCAGGAUGACUGCAACAAGUUCACCGUUGGUGGAAACGGCGGCGGCGGCAACAACAACAACGGCGGUGGCAAUAACAACAACAACGGCGCCAACGGAGGCAACAACAACAACGCCGCCAACGGAGGCAACAACAACAACGGCGCCAACGGAGGCAACGCUGCCAACAACGGAGGCCAGCAGAACAACCAGGGCGGAGCUGCCCGUGGAGGAUUUCCCACCACUCCGUUCCCAGGCCAAUUCCCCGGCCAAUUCCCCGGCCAAUUUCCUCAAUUCCCUGGAAGCGCACCCCCUGGACAGGCCACAACACAAUCCCAGACCGGAAACACACAGGAGACUCCAAAUACUAACAGCUCCGGCCAGGACGGGGACGCCGCCAGUAAUUCGAAGAACGCGACGGCGACUCCUUCGGUAGACCCGGCGGCAGCACCGCCAACGCCCACCCAAGGCGGAGGCGCCUCCAACAAUGGCAACGCCAACAGCAAUGGAUCCGGACAGAACGGCAACGGUAACACUUCUUCUGGAUCUGGCAAGGGAGGCGCGACGUCGAACGCUAUCGGCGGAUUCGCGGCCCCGGCGGUCUCGGAUUCUGGCGAUAGCAGCCGACCAUUCUCCGUCAACGGCAACUCGUUCGUUUCCAAGGCCAAUGCGGCGCAGCGUGCUUGCGAUGUUCAACGGAAUGCCUGUUUCAAUGCUUUCAACGGUGGAAAGUUGAACGGGGUUACCACGGCCGACUGUGAUGCCCAGGUGCAGACCUGCAUCCAGGAGCUCUCAUAA